Messenger RNA from Bufo bufo (common toad), 4289 nucleotides. RefSeq names its product glycogen synthase kinase 3 beta (gene GSK3B). Gene Ontology annotation, biological process: extrinsic apoptotic signaling pathway in absence of ligand; protein phosphorylation; regulation of neuron projection development. Gene Ontology annotation, molecular function: beta-catenin binding; protein serine/threonine kinase activity; ATP binding. The transcript has 11 exons. The record is from RefSeq and is a predicted model, not a curated record. Lineage: Eukaryota; Metazoa; Chordata; Amphibia; Anura; Bufonidae. Gene Ontology annotation, cellular component: glutamatergic synapse; axon; beta-catenin destruction complex. The coding region runs from base 253 to 1533 and encodes 426 amino acids.
CCGCUAUCUCCCGCUGCCCUGUGAGACCCCCAUGGGCCUGUGAGACCCCCACCUCUGCCGUAUUGUGUCCCGGAGGACGGACGAUGCGGGGUCUGGAGUGACCGGACGCGGAGGAGACGGUGACUGUCGCUGCUCUUAGACGCCCCGCUUAGAGCGAGGGGUGCGAGGUUGCUGGGCCGCCCGCCGGGGUCUGGAUGUUUCUGCCCCCCACCCGGCUUCUAUAAGGAAGAGAGAGAGGCAGCAGGGCGCAGCAUGUCGGGGAGGCCGCGAACCACUUCUUUUGCAGAGAGCUGCAAACCCGUUCAACAACCGUCAUCGUUCGGCAGCAUGAAAGUCAGCCGAGACAAAGAUGGCAGCAAAGUCACCACUGUGGUGGCCACCCCGGGUCAGGGUCCGGACCGGCAGCAGGAGGUCAGCUACACAGACACCAAGGUGAUCGGCAAUGGCUCCUUCGGUGUGGUCUAUCAGGCCAAACUCUGCGACUCAGGGGAGCUCGUGGCCAUUAAGAAGGUUCUGCAGGACAAGAGGUUCAAGAACCGAGAACUGCAGAUAAUGAGGAAGCUGGACCACUGCAACAUCGUGCGGCUGCGCUACUUCUUCUACUCCAGCGGAGAGAAGAAAGAUGAGGUCUACCUGAAUCUGGUGCUGGACUACGUUCCGGAGACGGUGUACAGAGUGGCCAGACAUUACAGCCGAGCCAAGCAAGCCCUCCCCAUAAUUUACGUCAAGUUGUACAUGUAUCAGCUGUUCCGCAGUUUAGCCUACAUCCAUUCCUUUGGGAUCUGCCAUCGGGACAUCAAGCCACAGAACCUGCUGCUGGACCCCGACACCGCCGUGCUGAAGCUUUGUGACUUUGGCAGUGCAAAGCAGCUCGUCCGUGGGGAACCCAAUGUCUCCUACAUCUGCUCCCGGUACUAUAGGGCUCCAGAGUUGAUCUUUGGGGCCACUGACUACACUUCCAGCAUAGAUGUGUGGUCAGCGGGCUGUGUGCUGGCAGAGCUUCUCUUGGGUCAGCCGAUCUUCCCUGGGGACAGCGGUGUAGACCAACUGGUGGAGAUUAUCAAGGUCCUGGGCACCCCAACACGGGAGCAGAUCAGAGAAAUGAACCCCAACUAUACAGAGUUCAAGUUCCCUCAGAUAAAGGCGCACCCCUGGACUAAGGGUUAUGUCUUUUUGCAGGUUUUUAGAGCUCGGACUCCCCCAGAGGCCAUUGCACUGUGCAGCCGGCUGCUGGAAUACACACCCACCGCCCGCCUCACCCCGCUGGAUGCCUGCGCCCACUCCUUCUUUGAUGAGCUGCGAGACCCCAACCCCAAGCUUCCCAAUGGCCGUGAAUUCCCUGCACUAUUUAACUUUACCACUCAAGAACUGUCCAGUAACCCUUCCCUAUCGUCUAUCCUGAUCCCAGCCCACGCUCGGAACCAAGCCUCUGUGUCCACCCCCACAAAUGCCACAGCGACAUCAGACUCGAACCCCGGGGACCGCGGACCGACCAACAACGCAGCCUCCGCCUCGGCCUCCAACUCCACCUGAGCCAAUUAUCGCAGCAUGUUCCGCGCACGGACAAGAAGGAAACGGGCAAAGUAGCAAGAGGGUGGGGAAAGAGAGAGGGGUAGCACUCACCCGGUGUCCCGGACUCUGCCACCAAACACUGGCCACAUUUAUCAAGAAAAAGAAAAAAAAUAUAUAUAUAUACAUAAACUGUAAAGGAAGCGCCAUCCAUGUGGAUUUUAGUGGUUCAGUUUUUUAUUAUAAUUAUUAUUAUUGUUAUUUAACCUUGUAAAAUAUCUAUAAAUAUCGCAGGAUUUUUUUUUUUUUCUGUAAUUUUAUUUUUUUGGGUUUUUAUUUUUUUUAAAUCUCACUCCAUCGGAGUUUUCUUGCUGAGGGGGCGUGUCCUCCUCCCCUCCCCCUCACUGGCCCCAGCAGAGGACGGCUCGUCGCUCCUCGGGCCCUUGUCUGUUACUGUGGCUUUUAUUUCACUGUACGUCGUGCGGUCAGCGGGGGAAGGGCGGCUCCUCCCUUCAUUGCACCGGAUUGAAUCUCGGAGUGCCUUAUUGUAUGAGACCCGUGACCGCCCCGCCGCGCACAGCGCCCCCUGGUGACGCCCUCUUUCUGUUUUCUCCUCCAUGGUUCUUAGUUUUAUUACUUUCCUGUUGUAAGUUUUUUGCCUGAUGUUCUGGAGGAGGGGGGGGGCGACGUGUAUGUGGCUUCUGAUUGGCUCUUUUUUGGCCUCUGUUAUUGGUUGGCUCAGAUGAAAGGGAGGGGCUUCACUAUGUAAUAAGGACAUUAUACCUCCACAUCGUUCUGCUACACCCAUGGGCAUUAACUCUGCUUGCUGGACUAGUGUUACCCCUCGGCACAGGAGAGUGGCCAUUAACCUUUUCACUGCUGGGGAUGGGGACGACGACGACGACGACUGUGCACAUCAAUGUACCUGCUGGACAAAGUGGCCUCGCUGUGCGGGUUGGGGGUCACUGUCCCCUCAUUCGGCACGGACCUGUGAUGGGUGGGGGCACAUCGCGGCUGAUUUCGGUUUAUUUCCCGCUAUCCUUGGUGUUAGUGCGCUCUGCCCCCGUCUCUUGGGUAUGAGGCACCAGCUACCUCACUGAGGCCACCCAUGAGUUGUCGUCCACAUGGUGGCGCUCUGCAGCUGCGGUACAUUUCCAUAGGGUGGAGCGUCCUCCGUUCUCAUGAAGGUGUAAAGCAGCUGCUCCGAGGGUUAGUCUCUGGCUGGGGCGGUAUUAGUAGCCUGUCUUAUUCUCUACUCACAGCCAGAGCUGCAGCCACACGGGGCUGGUUCCCAUUUGCACUCAGGUUGCCCUUGCCGCGCUUGCACUGAGCAUGUUCUGCCAAUGUGGGCAGCUUAAUAAUGACACCAGGCAUGGGGUGUUAUAAUACAGUGCACUGCAGGCCGUGUCUGUCCGCACAGUGCUGACGAAUUCCAAGUGGCAGCCAGCGGAUUUGUGAAUGCAGCUUUGGAUGUGAUUGGAGUAUGAGGCAUGAUUUAACCUGUGAAAUGCUGAGGAGCGUUAGAUCAGUACAGAUCCCCAUCCCAUCUGUAUGCACUAUGCCGCUACACCCCCCCCCCCCCCCUCCCCAGUGAAACAGGUACCUGUCCCCCCCAUCAGCCAUGAAGAGGUUAAAGAGGAGCUGUCCCCUCUCUGGCCAUGUGGAAGUGACUUCUUGUGUUCCCCAUCUAAUACUAUCUCUCAUGACUAUUUGGCGCUGUUCCUCUAUUAUUCCUGGUAGAGGUUUAUGGAUAAAGGUACUGAUGGGUGUUACCCAGUUGGGCGGCUGUCAUUGUAUGGUCUGACACUGACGACACUGAUUGGACCCCCCCCCCCCCAAAUCUGGUAACACCCAGUUGUCCAGUUAUUAAUAAACUUCUAGUAGGAAUAAUUCAGGACUAGGACAUCGGUGAUGAGAAUAGAGGCUCCAGAAUUGUUAUUACAAGGGGAAUGCAAGUGACACGGCCACGGCAGGAGGGGAGACGGGUUCCCUUUAAGUGGCCGCUGUUUUUUUUUUUUUUUUUUUUUAAAUCACUUUCCCCCCCACAAUCACGUAUGCGAUGUCCCCAAUAAAAGCACAGUGCAUGCAUCGGACGACCGGAAAGUUCCAUGUCACGUCAGCAUGGGGGGGAGGGGUUGGUGAGGAUGAGGCCAUGGUGUCCGCUCUUUGUAUUAUUUUUUUUAUUUUUUCUUAAUCGCGUGCAAAAAAUGCAAUAAUUUUAUUUUAAUUUUUUUUUAAAUUCUUAUUCUGAAGUCUUACCUGACGCGAGUUGGAAAGGGACGUGACCGGCAUCGUGCUCCAGAAUGUCGCCUACAGCUGUGACUUCGUCUCUAUAGAUGAUUAUAUAUACACACAUACAUAUAUAUAUAUUUUUUUUUUUCUUGCUUUGCCUGUAAUAUCGCUUCAGUGUGUGGUUUCUGAUGGACGAGUUGGCGAACAGCCUUCAAUCGGCUGCGAAGAGUCCAUUAUGAUUAUACGUGUAGAAAAAAAGAAAAUUAAAAAAAAACCUAAAGUUUCCAGCUGGCAGCGGUUACUCCGAGAUCUGCAUCCACGGGCUGAGGACAUUACUACUACUUGAACGCCUCUGUGACUGAAAUCCACCAACCUUGUGUGUUCGGCCCUCGGCGCGGUCACGUUCUACAUAUAUCUUUUAUUUUCUGAUGUCCGCCCCCCUCCCCCUCCCUUCCCUCUUUGUAAAUACGUUUUGUUCUGUGUGACACAAUUCCGGAGAUAGUUACCUGGUAUCUGUAAUUUGCAUUAAAUAAAAAAAAGUAGGUUUA